Messenger RNA from Lactuca saligna, 2456 nucleotides. NCBI's taxonomy places the organism in Eukaryota, Viridiplantae, Streptophyta, Magnoliopsida, Asterales, Asteraceae. The record is from the annotation of a GenBank genome assembly.
AUGAUUUUGAAAUCGAUUGAUAGCAGUUUAGUAGCUUCGCUGCUACCAUCAGGUGCUACAGCUGUUGGAUUUGGGGAUUACGUCGGAAGUUCACGAAUUGAUAUUUCUACGUCGAUAACUCAAGACACUGGUUCUUUUUUCUUGUUAAGAGUCAAAGUCAAAGUCGUCUCUCCAUCCCCGACACUACUUCUGGUUCCAACCAGUUCAGAACUUUUCCAUCAUCGCAUCGUGCUUCUUCACUGUAAAAGAUCAACAGGAAUGGUACAAUUACGAAAAUACCCUUUUCUUAUACUUCUACUGAUCUACCUUGGAAUCCAAGUAGAAUCAGAUGCCUCUGAUCAUAGCUACAGUGAAGGUGAUACAAUCCCCUUAUAUGCCAACAAAAUAGCCCCAUUCCAUAAUUCUAGAGAAACAUAUGCUUAUUAUGAACUUCCAUUUUGUUCUCAAGAUGUUGUCAAAGAGAAGACGCCUAAUUUAGGAGAGAUGUUGAAUGGAGAUCAUCUUGUUUCAACUCCAUAUAAGCUUGAAUUCCUUGUGGAUAAAGAUUUUGAAGUAUUAUGCAAUAAGACACUGAGUAAAACAGAUGUUUCUAAGUUCAAAAGGGCUAUAGAGAAGGACUACUAUACGCAAUUAUACUAUGAUGACUUACCAAUGUGGGCUUUUAUUGGAAUGUUAAGAAAUAACGGAUAUGGAAGGAUCGAAACAGAGUAUUCCCUUUACAGACAUUUUGAUUUCCAAGUUUUUUAUAAUAAGGAUCAUGUUAUUGAGGUCAAUCUCCGAAUGCCUACAUAUUCAUUUACAGACAUUACCGAAGACAAGGAAGUUGAUGUGGGGUUUACAUACUCUGUUAAGUGGAAAAUGACACAACAAUCAUUUGAUAGGAGAAUGGAGAAAUACAUUGGUUCUUCCAUUUUACCUCACCACUUGUCUAUACAUCAUCACUCAAUUACAUACUCAAGUGUCAUACUCCUCAUUCUCAUCAUUUCCUUACUCACAUUUUACUUACUAGUCCUUCGCAAAGACAUUUCCAAGAACUCAAUCGAUGUAGAAGAGGAUCAAGUGAUAAGUAAUCAAGAAGAGAUAGGAUGGAAGAAUGUUCAUGGCGAUGUAUUUAGAUUCCCACAACACAAGUCUUUAUUUUCUGCGGCUCUUGGUGCUGGAAGCCAGUUGCUUGUAGUUAUCGUAGCAUUUCUUGCUCUAGGUCUCGUAGGUGUUUUUCAGCCCUAUAUGCGAGGAGUACUCUGGAAAACACUUAUCAUUUUAUAUGCACUAACAUCUUUGGUCUCCGGAUAUACUUCUGUUUCCUUCUAUUGUAAACUCGAAGGAACAAACUGGAUGAAGAACCUAAUACUCACAGGAGCAUUAUAUUUUGGGCCUCUCUUUGUUACUUUUACUUUCCUAGACAUUGUUGCAACAUUUUAUGGAUCAACUACUGCAUUACCAUUGAAAGCAAUAGUCAUGUUAUCUCUCUUGUGGAUAUUCAUAGCAUCACCAUUGCUUCUUUUAGGAGGCAUUAUUGGGAAAACCAGAAUGUCUGAAUUCCAAGCUCCCUGCAAAACCGCUAAAAUUCCUAGAGAGGUUCCUAAGCUGCGUUGGUAUAGGGGUGUUCUUCCUCAGAUGGCUUUAGCAGGAAUUUUGCCUUUCAGUGUUAUCUAUAUUCAGUUGUAUUACAUAUUUGCAAGUGUUUGGGGACAUCGCGUUUAUACACUUUAUAGUAUUCUGUCCAUAGUCUUCUUUCUUCUUCUCAUCAUGACUGCUUUAGUUUCUGUGGCACUGACAUACUUCCAGCUUGCUGCUGAAGAUCAUCAAUGGUGGUGGAGGUCAUUUUUGUGUGGUGGAUCUACUGGAUUGUACGUAUAUGUUUAUUGCAUCUAUUAUUAUUUCGAGAGAUCGGACAUGAAUGGUUUCAUGCAGACGUCCUUUUUCUUUGGAUAUAUGGGUUGUGCAUGUUUGGGAAUAUUUCUUAUACUUGGAACUAACAGGGAUAGGGAGUCACUUCUGUGUAAUCUGCUCGGUGUUCAUUUCUCCUUUUGGAAUUGAUCUCUCCUAUCACAAUUCUCUGUAUUUGAUGUGAUACUCAAUUGCUCCAUUUUUGUUAUCAUCCUCGGUGGGUUUAAUUGAGAAAAUAAAAAAGGUUGAGAAUGGAGGAAUCAUUCUCAGCCACUUAUUUAAUCUAAGAAUAAAAAAACACGGUGACAAACUUGUAAAUAUAUAAAUAACCUUCAAUCUCAAAUACGUAACUACAGAGAGUUCGAUAAAAGUUCGUUCAUUAUCAAAAUUUUUCCUCCAACCUUCAAUAAUCAUCCAGAUUUCUUCAAUUAAACCGGAAUUUCUUCGCUGUUCAUGAAAUUGGAAUCGAAGUUCUAGACUCGCAGUCAUAGUCGACAUUGAAGGACUCAGAAUCGGAUCUCAUAGGUUCCCAAUCGGAUUUUCGAAAAUCAAAAUCAAAAUGAGAA